UUGACAGUGACAUAUUGCUUGAUAGCUGUAGCAUUAAAAGUAUUGUGUGAAUUAAAAAAAAAUAUAAGUUAGUUUUAAAAGAAAAAUUGUAGAUACAAUAUAAAAAAUAACAUACCAAGUAUGUUACGACUUUGCUAUCGAAAUGCUGUGUCCCAAAGGUGUUGUAAUAUAUCCGCAUUAGCAGAUUGCAAAGAAAUUGUAUCCGGCACGAAAGGCAUGACUGUUGUCCAUAAAAUAAUAGGAAGACAUUAUGCUUCAAAGAAAUUAAACGAAGAAAAUAAAUUAGAACAAAUAUACUAUGGACCUUUAACGCCACAAAUAAAGGCUGUUAAGAUAUUUUCACUGUCUUCUAGUGCUGCCGGUCUUGUGGCUCAACCAAUAAUUAUAAAAGAAGCGUCUACCAUAGGGAGUACAUCACUACUAAUAGCUAUUUGUUCGGUUGUAGGCUUCUUUACAUUCGUUACUCCUUUAUUACUGCACUUCAUUACAAAAAAAUAUGUGUCCGAGGUUUAUUAUAACCCAGACACAAUGAGUUAUACAGCAGUAACCCGCAAUUUCUUUCUUGUUUCUAAGAAGUUGGAGUUCAAAGCGGAGGAUGUAGUGGUUCCAGAUAUUCCAGGCAUGUUCACAACAAUGCAUGCCAAGGGCACACCUCUAUUCAUUGAAGCGAGACAUUUUAAUGACCCUAUGCAUUAUGCCAAAAUAAUGGGUUAUGACAAACCUUUAGACUUCAAACUUGGCAAUAUGGAGGAACCAGAAAGCAGUAAAAAGUAGACAGUUAAGUGAUUGUUGUGUAUAGGUAGUUAAUUAAAUGUUACUUAAAAAUGU
This is a messenger RNA of Papilio xuthus (Asian swallowtail), 828 nucleotides long. RefSeq names its product transmembrane protein 70 homolog, mitochondrial. The transcript has 2 exons. Gene Ontology annotation, cellular component: mitochondrial membrane. The coding region runs from base 121 to 774 and encodes 217 amino acids. NCBI's taxonomy places the organism in Eukaryota, Metazoa, Arthropoda, Insecta, Lepidoptera, Papilionidae. Gene Ontology annotation, biological process: mitochondrial proton-transporting ATP synthase complex assembly. The record is from RefSeq and is a predicted model, not a curated record.